Mesorhabditis spiculigera is the source of this 377-nucleotide messenger RNA. The record is from the annotation of a GenBank genome assembly. NCBI's taxonomy places the organism in Eukaryota, Metazoa, Nematoda, Chromadorea, Rhabditida, Rhabditidae.
GGCUCGACAGAUGCGAUAGCAUCGAGCUGAAGGCGUCCAAGGCCGUGACGAGCCGAGAAGAGAGGAACGCUUCUAAUAAUGUCUCGGACCGGCGCAUCAAACGCGAGCACGUCACCCUGAAGGAGCUGAUCGGAGGCGGGCAAUUCGGAAACGUGUACAAAGGAGUGUAUUGUAGUCCGGGCCACUCCACGCAAUCGGUCGCCAUCAAGGUGUGCAAGCUGGAGAACGAGCCGGCCGAUACGCAGUUGAUACUCCAGGAAUCACAUUUGAUGCGGCGUUUCCGGCACGAGAAUAUCGUGGCGCUGGUUGGGGUCUGUAUGGAGUCGCCAAUGUGGCUGGUCAUCGAGUUGGCGUCUUAUGGAGAGGUUUGUAGUUUG